Prionailurus viverrinus (fishing cat) is the source of this 2019-nucleotide messenger RNA. It is a transcript of the gene IL3RA, whose product is annotated as interleukin 3 receptor subunit alpha. Gene Ontology annotation, molecular function: cytokine receptor activity; protein binding. NCBI's taxonomy places the organism in Eukaryota, Metazoa, Chordata, Mammalia, Carnivora, Felidae. The record is from RefSeq and is a predicted model, not a curated record. The transcript is spliced from 7 exons. The coding region runs from base 510 to 1319 and encodes 269 amino acids. Gene Ontology annotation, cellular component: membrane.
UCAUUCCUGGGAAAGCGGCUGACACAUUCCUGACACAGCGGCUGUCCCCGGGUUUUAAGGCAGAGACACAGGCACAGAGCGGGCCGGCCGUCGGAGGGAGGGGGUCGUCGGGCAGGCCCCGACCACGCCCACCGUGCCCGGGUCUGGCCUCUGGGGUGGGGCCCCUGGCGGGGACUAUAAAGUCCCCGAGAAGCAAGCGACAGCCAGCUUUGGGCUUUGGUUGCUAUUUGGGGACACUUCCUCCGAGGCGAGGCGAGGCGAGGCGAGGCAGGAGUGACGAGUGAGGAGCCCGCGGUCCGGGGAGGGUCCCCAGGCCGGCUGCCGCCUCCCGCUCGCGCACUUUCUCCGCGUCCCGGGGAACAACCGGCGCGCAGGCUGCGACGCACGCGGACCUUCUCCGCGUCCCAGGGAACAUCGCGAGCGUAGGCUGCAGGAGGGACCCCAGGCCGGCGGCGGGUCUGCGACGGCAGUGCGCGCCCUCCCCUCGGGGACGCGGGAGCCGGAGCGCCAUGGCCUUCCUGUGGCUGGCCUUGUGUCUCACGCCCGCGUGCUGUCUGCUGCACAAGGACGAAGAUCCCGAGCCGCCGAUUAAGAACCUGCGAAUGCAGCCCGAGACGAGAAGGUUGACCUGGGACCUCAGCGGAAACGUGUCUGAGAUCAGCUGUUUCAUCAACUCGAGGCUGAUCACUAAGGCCAUCGACAAGCGUUACUGCCAGUUCCGCGUACUUCCCUCGUGUCAGGUGACGAAUUUCACGGUCGCCUCCACCGGAGACCCGCCGUUCUCCGCGGGGAUCCUGUACCCCAGGCCAGAGGGCCACCGUGAGGCGGCCGCGCAGCGUCUGGGCUGCUGGGUGCACGACGUGGACUUCCUGACGUGCAGCUGGGAGGCGGGCCGCGCGGCCCCCGGUGACGUGCAGUAUCGCCUGUACUGGCGGGACCUCAAGACCUACGAGGAGGAGGAGUGUCCCCGGUACGGGGUGGACGAUCGGGGGACACACAUCCGGUGUCAUUUCGACGACGUGUCCGGGCUCGGGGAGCACGUCCAGUUCCUGGUGAAGGGCACUGGCAAGGGCGCGAGGAUCCCCUGCUCCGACCUCACUGUGGAACUAGCAGGCAUCGCAAGGCAGCCCCCACCCAAUCCAAUACGGUGCUGCCCAUACAAAGGGGAGGAGAUGCAGAGGCCCACGCCGGGACGGAGGAGAAGGCCAGGAGAGGAGGAAGGCACAGAGACAGGUGACGUGUGUCCAGCCCAGGGACGCCCAGCCUCCCCAGCAGCCGCCCGCAGUGGGAAAGGGGCCGCGAACAGAGUCUCCCUGUGAGGAACCAGCCCUGGGGACACGUGGACUUCAGAUUUCUGGCCUCCAGACCUGGAAGAGGACACAUUUCUACGGGCCAAGCCACCAGUUUGUGGGACUUUGCUGUGGCAGCCGUGGGGAAUUCGUGCCAUACCAUUAUGAGCGAUUUCCAGAUGGCACCAGGAGACCAAGAACCCAAGCCUGGGGCCACGGACAGCGAUGUCUCUGGGCGUUGACUGGCCAGGUCCGGGCCCGCAGGUGCGGCCGUCUCAGAGUGUCAGAGACAUCACCCAUUGACACGGAGAAUCGGGUCCGGUGCGGGGGGGACUGUUGGUUCCCAGCUGCUGCCUUAACAAACGAUCCCAAACCACGAGGCUUGGAGCAUCCGAGUCUGAGAUCCAGGCAGCACAAGGCUGUGCCCCCUCCUGAGGCUCCAGGGGAGGGUCCUUCCUGCCUCUUCCAGCUUCUGGGGCUCCAGGCAUCCCUGGGCUCGUGGCCGCGUCCCUCCCGUGUCUGCGUCCCUCUUCCUGAGGCUUCCCCUCUGUGUCUGUGUCUCCUGUUCGGACUUUUAUAGGGACAGUCGUCAUCGGAUUUAGGGCCACCUUGAUGCAGAAGGAGGUCGUCCCAGAACCUUCACUUACUGUACCUGCAAAGACACUAUUUACUUGAGAGAGAGAGAGAGAGAGAGAGAGAGAGAGCAAACAGGGGAGGGACAGAGAGAGAG